Messenger RNA from Amphimedon queenslandica, 1197 nucleotides. Its product is annotated as extracellular protease-like. The transcript has 2 exons. Gene Ontology annotation, molecular function: metalloendopeptidase activity. The coding region runs from base 61 to 1116 and encodes 351 amino acids. NCBI's taxonomy places the organism in Eukaryota, Metazoa, Porifera, Demospongiae, Haplosclerida, Niphatidae. The record is from RefSeq and is a predicted model, not a curated record.
CACUAAAACAAGAAAUCAUCUCACAAGAAGAAGGAAUACUGUCUAUCAAGGAAAGGAAUCAUGAAGACUUUGCUAUCACUCUUCUGUCUGGUUACUUACCUGACCUGUGCUCUGAGUGCUAAUGGCUGGCCAGUCUCUCUUGACAUGGCUUGUAAUAAAGCUCUUUCUACAGUUGCUUGCUCUUUUGAGUUUACCAACAAUGGGAACGAGGAUCUUUAUCUACUGAAACGUAACACUCCUCUUGAAGGACUCUAUUCUGAAUUUGUCUCUGUCUCUCUUAACGGUCGUCCAUUGGAAUAUGAAGGUAUCUACAUUCAUCGUCUCCCUCCUACAAAGGAUGAGUUUGUUCUCUUGAAGGCAGGUGAGAGCACUUCUGCCACAGUCCAAAUCACUGACAUAUUUAGCAUUGAUACUGAUGGUCUCUACACUGUACAAUACAGUAGACCUUUACAGUAUCUGUCAGUGAGUGAGAUGAGUGCAAUGUCUAUUGAUCAGCUCAGGGAAUUGUUUGCACAGGAAUUUGUUCAGAUUCAUUUGGAAGACACUUCUCUUCUCUUAAAGCCAAAGAAGGAAGAAAUAAAAGUCGAUUACACUGUCCACCUUGAAGCCUGUGGCAGUGCUAGAUUCGUUGGUAAUAACCAAAAUUAUGCAACACUUCAUGCUCAUCAGCAUCUCUGUAGUUCCCUUCUUAAAGCUGAAACUAAAGUUGGCUACGGUAUUCCUAUAUCUGCUAAAUGGUUUGGUGCAUAUUCAUACCACAGGACAGCUGUAGCUAAAAAUGUGUACCAGAAAAUAAGAUAUGGUAUAACAACCAAGACAGUCACAUACUACAAUAACGGUCCACAGUGCCGUCCCAAUUCUUAUGCUUAUACGUACAAGGGAAGUACUACUGUCUACCUCUGCCCUGUCUAUUAUAGAGAUCAGAUACUCUGUAGCACAACUGGUGAGAGCAAGGAAGGUACACUGGUUCACGAAUGGUCUCAUGCUUUUGGCUACACUGAUGACAUUGUCUAUGGCCGGCCAAAUAGCCUGAAUUUAGCCAGGUAUCAUCCCGAUAAUGCUGUCAGGAAUGCUGAAAGUUACUGUUAUCACUAUUGUGAUGCACGGUUCUUUUAAGGAGCUGAUGGGAUCAUUGGUACAAAGCCAAGAACUUUAGGACUCAUGCAACACUAUAGGACAUGCACAGUUUAUUUUUGC